Molecule: messenger RNA, 1514 nt
Organism: Brassica oleracea var. oleracea
Lineage: Eukaryota; Viridiplantae; Streptophyta; Magnoliopsida; Brassicales; Brassicaceae
Product: dnaJ homolog subfamily C member 2-like
Exons: 2
Coding region: 69-1079 (336 amino acids)
Biological process (GO): 'de novo' cotranslational protein folding; regulation of translational fidelity
Cellular component (GO): cytosol
Molecular function (GO): ATP binding; ribosome binding; Hsp70 protein binding
Source: RefSeq, a predicted model, not a curated record
GCGUUUUCUGUAGUUUCUCUCUCUGUGGUCUUUCUUUCUCCGUCACUCUCCUUCGAAGAUGGGAGCAAAUGGUCGGUGGCUGCUCUCCCCUGUCUUAUUCUUCCUCCUCCACUUUCAUUGCCACUACUACUUUGUCUUCUCCUACAUCUCUCUUUCCAAGAAGCUUCCUUAUCCAGUGCCCUUUAAAUCUGAGAAAGCCUGCACCUUUAAGGUGUCUGAGCUCACUAACGAUGGAAUCCCCGAAACCCAUCCUCGAUUUCGAAAAGUUCGACGAUGGGUUUGUUCAGAAACUCGUCUACGAUGCUCUCGUUUGGUCUUCCCUUCACGGCCUUGUCGUCGGUGACAAAAACUUAUCAGAGAUCAGGAACCCAGGGGAGAAUGACUUCUUUAAGGUGUUUGGUCCAGCGUUCAAGAGGAACGCGAGGUGGUCUGUUAACACUCGUGUGCCUGAUCUGGGAGAUGAGAACACGCCGGUGAAAGAGGUUGACAGCUACUACAACUUCUGGUACGCUUUCAAGAGCUGGAGAGAGUUUCCCGAGGAGGAGGAGCACGAUCUCGAGGAGGCAGAGUCGCGCGAGGAGAAGAGGUGGAUGGAGAGAGAGAACGCGAGGAAAACACAGAAGGCUAGAAAGGAGGAGUACGCUCGGAUAAGGACUCUUGUGGACAACGCUUAUAAGAAGGACCCGAGGAUAGUGAAGAGGAAGGAGGAGGAGAAGGCGAAGAAGCAGGCAAAGAAAGAUGAAAAAGUGAUGGCCAAGAAGAAGCUGGAGGAAGAAGCUGCGGCGGCGAUCGAGGAAGAGAAGAGGAGGAAAGAAGAGGAAGCUAAACUCGCUGCAGAGGCUGCUCAGCAGCAAAAGAAAAAACAAGGAGAAGGAGAAGAAGCUUCGUUCCAAGGAACGGAGUCGGCUCAGGACUCUCUCUGCACCUGUUCUGUCCCAGCGUCUGCUUGGCAUCUCUGUUGCAUACGUGGAGGAUCUCUGCAUGUCGCUAAACACCGAGCAGCUGAGGAAGCUGUGCGACAAGAUGGAGAACAAGGAAGGGCUGAAGCUGGCAAAUGUGCUCAAGAAUGGGAACAAUGAUGAAACUGAGAGUGAAGAAGAAGAAGUGGUUGAAGCUAAGCAGAAUGGUCAUGUAGAAGCCAAUGGAUUUGCUACUCAGAGCCCUUAAGCUGCUGCAAUGGUCUGAGAAUUUUUGGUUUUUGACAGAGAGAAGAGAAGUUCCAGGGGAGAAUGACCUUUCGAUUUCUAUUUUUUGUUACUGCUUUGUCGAUUUCUGUUUUGUCAGUCUCAUUGUCUGAGUUUGGAAACUUUAGUUUUGAUGGGGAAAUUGGUAACGCUCAUUCAUAACAGCAUACUUUAAAAAAGAUUGAGAAAUCUUCCAUACACAUUUGAUCAUAUUACAUGUUUUAAAUUUUUUUUUUUUUUUUUAUUCCUAAUGACUCUAAAUUAGAAAACACUAUUGGACAUUCUAUUUUGAUUAGAAUCCUUUAACUAUUCUAAAAAAAAAAAAAAAUU